AUUCAUAUUUAGCUCUUUUCCUUCAUCAUUAAAGGUAAAACCAGUCAAUGUUUUUCCAUCUCUCCCAUCAUUUUUUACUGUGCUUUUCGUAUUCUGCUUACUAAGUAGUUAACCCAAGGGAGACUUCCUUUAUAUUGGAAUUAUAAGAGCUGUAACUGCUCUUAACGUUUGUGGGGAGGAGGAGAAAGAGGGGAGCAGGGGAAGCAAGUCACGGGAAUAUAUGUGGUGUGAUUGAUACUAUGUCUUGCAUCACUGUACUAAUCUUCCCAUAAGCAUUCUUGCUUAUGUCCCACAUCAGUGUAUGCUGUUUAAAAUAAGGUACCCAGCCAUUAGGACAAAGUUGUUGGUAGUGCUUUAGGAGCAACAUCCAUCUGGCUGAUGCUGGGGCGGGGCAAGGGACAGACUAGAUGACUUCUAAAGGUCUACCAGGGGCUUCCUAGAAUUGCUGAGAAAAUAAACCCAAACUCUAGAUUGAGAUAUUCAGGUAUUACUGUGCAAGCUGACAUCACAAUAACCCUGAACAAGCACAGGCCACCCGUCUCACAAUGGGAACAAGUUCUCAUGCGGCUCCCACAUCGACUAUGGCUUUAAUACCAACAAACAACCAAACAAAGCUCAUCAAUGUUCUCUGGAGAUCAGAAUAGCAAUUCCAGAUAAUGAGAUCCUGGCAGGAGGAAUGCUCCUAAAGUCUCAGAGAAGGGCCUCCUUGGAUGUCUUUGAACUCUUGCUCUUCGUGGCAUUCUGCCUCUGCCUGGACUGAGCCUCCUGGGUCUACAACAGCAAACAAUGUUGCAAAAGGGGCCCACAUAUUCCGCUGCAGGAUCUGUAAGGGAGUCCUAGAUGGGAUUUUUAACAUGGCAACAAAGUCAGAACUUUCAGCUUUAUAAUUUUCCUAAAUUCAGAUGCUCUUUUUCUUCACAUCGCAGAAAAGCUGUCUCUGAUACAACCCGAGUCCGUGCAGGAGAGAAGCAAGAUGCUUCACACCAGAGACAACUCCUUUCCAAGCAGCAGCGCAGGGGGCCCAGCAUCCUACGAAACACCAGCACUAGCAGACCUCCAGCGACUGAUUUGGUUCAGAGGAGGGUCUGAUAACCACGUGGACCAAGUCUGGCCAAAUAUUUACCUGGGAGAUGCGUGGGCUGCUAGGAGUAUAACUACUAUUCAAAGCCUCAACAUAACUCAUAUCCUUAAUGCAGCAGAUGGGCCAUAUAGCAUCAACACAGGAGCCAAAUAUUACAAAGAUCUGCAAAUAGAGUACUUUGGAAUAGAAGCAUUUGAUGAUCCUUCCUUUGAUUUAAGUAUCUUCUUCUACGACGCUGCCAAUUUCAUAGGCAAAGCCUUAAACACUUCAGGAGGUAAAGUGUUCGUUCACUGUGCCAUGGGGGUGAGCCGCUCUGCAACAUUAGUGCUUGCCUUUUUGAUGAUCCAUGAAAACAUGACGCUCGUGGAUGCUCUGAAAACGGUUGGUUCUCACAGAGACAUCUGCCCAAACACAGGGUUCCUCAGCCAGCUGCGAGAACUGGACAUUAAAUUAAGUGAAGAGAGGAAAGGAAUCAGAGCACCUGCUAGCAAAGCACUGUAAAACAGGAUCGCUACAAGAGAGAGGACAAAACAUUACUUGAAUUUCCUGGAUCUCUUUGAAACGAACUGCAUUUGCAAACUAAGGAUAUAAGUUUAAGAUGCACUAGAUUGUAUGUUGUUACUAAAAAUACAUUUUACUUCACCUUCCCAUUUUGCAAAGCCACCUUAGCUUACACUUACUGUUGGUUGUAUAUUGUAUCCUUCCCUCUCCACCUUAAAAUAUCGCUCUCCGUUGGUAAAAAAAAAAAAAAAAAGAUAUCAGGUUCCACUUCAGAAAUAGCUGCAUUUCAGCAACGAAUGAAGCCCAUAUCACUUUAUGAAGUGUUAGGCCAUUUGAGGUGAAAGAUGCCAUAUUAUUUAUGCUACAAUAAUGCUUAGAAGUUUUCUUACGAAUCAGCCGCCCCCCAUCCCCUUCGCUCUCUGUAUCCAAAAUGGUUUGUAUUUUGAGACCCGAAUCUGACUCUGCUUAGUUCUUGCUUUUACAGUUGGUGGAGCCUGUGAGCUGGGGGUAAUGGGGCUGCUUAGAGGCAGAGCAGCUGGGGUACAGCACAAUUACAGCACACUAUUACAGAAAUAGUUCCAAGUCUACACUGAUUUCCCAUUGCCUGUUCAUCAGGUAGGUUUGAUUUUUUUUCUUGAUGAAAAUAUCUUUCUUCAAGAGGACAUUCAAAUACAGUUCAUCUUCCCUAGGAAAAUUCAUCCAGGAGGUGCUGUGUAACAUGCUUUUGAAAAGGAAGGUGGGUUCCCAGCCGAGGCUCCCAAUAGCUGCAUGGGCAGUGGGGGUGGGAGCAUGAAGGCAUUUGACAACAAAGCUCAAGGGAUCCCAAGUCUCUCUGGCAGCUUAACAUUACAAAACUCACGAUUUUCUUUCUCAAAAAUAAGGCCAUUAGCAUUGCAACAUCAUGUUCUGGGGCAUUUGCUUUUAUGGGAGGACUCAAGUGAAAACUGAAGGGAGACAGGAAUGGCAAGGGAGGUGCUGACAGACAUCAGACUUUCAUCUCUAUGUCUCUGGGCCACCAUAGCAGCACUCAAUAGCUACUGUCAUCUGAUGGAUCAGUGCUGCCUGGAAACUAUGAGAGCCACAUCUGGCUCUCGGUUCCCAGUGGACAAACACUCACAGCACAAAGGCAGCUCAGGGAUGGCAGCUGUUUGCAUUCCUGCUACCACACUCUGGAACGCAGAGGCAUGGAUGCUGCCCACUGUGGCAAUCCGGCUGCUCAAGAGCAGCAAAGCAACAAGGAAAAACACACCUUGCCAUUCCCAGUGCUGUUUGCAAGGCAGAUUCCUGCUUUCGUGAAAGGCUACUCAGCACCUUUUGUGAUUCUGUUUGGCUGUACCUACAUCUGCUAUGUAGACCGUACAAUAGGAGCAAGAGCUUGGAGCAGGGCGCUUGGUGCUGAGGCCCUGUCUCACACUGUGAGCGCAGGGGGCCUUAGUUCCCUGUGUAAAGAAACCUGCUCAUGGGCUGCGGGUCUGCUCUCCAGGGCAGCACAAGCACAGCACGUAGUGACGGUCGUCUUAAAAGAACUCUUCAGACCCAAAUCAAAGGUA
Molecule: messenger RNA, 3132 nt
Organism: Numida meleagris (helmeted guineafowl)
Lineage: Eukaryota; Metazoa; Chordata; Aves; Galliformes; Numididae
Product: dual specificity protein phosphatase 13-like
Exons: 4
Coding region: 974-1582 (202 amino acids)
Biological process (GO): negative regulation of MAPK cascade; protein dephosphorylation
Cellular component (GO): cytoplasm
Molecular function (GO): protein tyrosine/serine/threonine phosphatase activity; MAP kinase phosphatase activity
Source: RefSeq, a predicted model, not a curated record